Messenger RNA from Mytilus californianus (California mussel), 2686 nucleotides. RefSeq names its product transient receptor potential cation channel subfamily M member-like 2. Gene Ontology annotation, biological process: monoatomic cation transmembrane transport. Bases 1 to 1713 code for a protein of 570 amino acids. The record is from RefSeq and is a predicted model, not a curated record. Gene Ontology annotation, molecular function: monoatomic cation channel activity. Lineage: Eukaryota; Metazoa; Mollusca; Bivalvia; Mytilida; Mytilidae. The transcript has 11 exons. Gene Ontology annotation, cellular component: membrane.
AUGGAUAAUGUCUGUCCUGAUGUUUUCAAAAGUUCUGCUUUAUUUGCAAGUGCAGUGCUGAAGGAAUUGGCUCAUAGGGCACACUCUUCUAAUCUUAUGGAUCUCACUGCAUCACUAAACGAAAACGCUGGAUACUUUGAAGACCAAGCUUGUGCUGUGAUAACAGAACUAUAUAACAUUGAUCGGGAAAAAGCUCUUACAACACUGGUCACAAAGGUUAAUCGGUACAAUACGACCCCUUUAGACAUUGCGUACUCGCAAAAGUUGACAAAAUUUAUGGCCCACACGGCCUGUCAAGCAAAGAUUAACAGUCUAUGGAGUGGAGAUAUUGCAAUGUACACACCACCAUGGAAGAUUGGUAUGGCAGUUUUCCUUCCAAUAUUGAUCAUUCAAAACUUCAGAUUUAUUGAUAUUCCAAAGAAAGAUCCAUGCCAACCUAGACUUCAGGCUCAACAACCGAAAAGGAACAACAAUAUCACUUCAUGGCAAUGGAUAGUCUACUGUCUUUACAUGUUUUACAGAGCGCCGGUAACAAAAUUCGUCAUUUAUCUGGUGUCUUACUUCGCAAUGUUGGUGAUCUUUGCAAUAUUUGUGCUUACUGAUUUAUACCCUUUGUCAGAAAGACCACCUUCUACGCUUGAAUAUUUGACUUGGAUUUGGACUUUAUCACUAUUGAUAGAGGAAAUAAGACAGAUAUAUCUGACACACAGGGGAUCAUUGAAACACAAUCUUCAGUAUUGGGCUAAAAACGUAUGGAAUAUAUUCGACAUUAUAAUGUAUCUCCUAUUCAUCUUGCCAGUGUUUCUCAGAUGUUUGCUGAACUCGGACCAAUUCUACUUUGCUAGAAUGGCUUAUGCAAUCACCUUAUCUAUGUUUAUCUUGCGCAGCAUGCAUUUCUUCUUCGUCGAUAGGUAUAUCGGGCCUAAAGUGGUAAUGAUAGGAAGAAUGCUUUCAGACCUUGCAUUUUUCAUUUGUUUGUUUGCACUAUUCGUAUUCAGUUUCGGCAUCAUGUACCAAGCUGUUUUGUUUCCGAAUUCGGUGCUAGCCCCUUGGGAGCUGUUAAAAGAUCUUGUUUAUUUUCCAUACUGGCAGUUGUACGGCGAGCUUUAUUUAGAUCACAUUGAAGGGAAAGAACCGUCGGAAUGUACAAAUGAUUAUGAGUUAUACAUUAACGGAACAAUGGAUCGAUGUGCACAAGCCAACCAAUUCAAUUCUACUAUAUUGGCUGUUUAUCUGAUUCUGACAAAUAUUAUGUUAGUCAAUAUUCUUAUUGCGAUGUUUACGACUACAAUUGAGAAAGUACAAGAUGAUUCUGAAAUGAUUUGGAAAUUCAACAUGUAUGAAUUGGUAAAAGAAUGCUAUGAAAAACCAAUGUUUCCAAUUCCAAUACUUAUACACUUAUUUAGACUAUUCAUAUUAUGUCAAAACAAAAUAAGAAACCAGUAUGAAACUGAUUUUGAAUUGCUCCUUACAUUCGAAGACAUGGAAAAUCUAAAUAUUGUUGAACAUUUUGCUUUGCAAAAGUGUCAAAAUGAAACUGCCCGUGCUGGUAGUAGAUAUAAUGCUAGAAACAUGAUGACAGAUGAAAGGGAUAUGAAUACAGAAGCCGAUUUAACCCCUACCCAGAAAGACAUAAAGGAUUAUGUGACUGAGGUGAUACGUCAAAUUGCUUUACGACAACCAAUUGUAUUAGUAGAUUUGCCUAGGCGAUAACAUACUAUUGAAAAUGAGUCAAUACAAUUUGAAUGACAUCUUGUAGAAGCAGACUUCGCUUAAAAUAACAUUGUAAAUAGUCUUUAUUGUGGACCAAGUUUACUUUUGAGGUUAUAUACACCUCCAUGAUAUGUAAUCUGAUGUAGAAAAAAGAUAAAAAUAGUGUAUCAUGUUUAUAAUCUUUCCGAAAUUGUUUCAUUAAAUAUAGGGUAAUAUAUCAAUUAGUUAAUGUAUGUGCGUAUGUUUGUUUGCUUGCUAACAGUUGUGUAUUCUAUAUGAUAAACUCUAAAUUCAAACUUAAGACACCAGUUUUUGUUUAAAGAAUUGGCUUCAUUCCGUUUUAAUUUGGGAAACUAUUUUCUUUCAAAUGUGUUAUCUUUCUCGCGAAACUGAUUGAUGAAAAAUCCAUUAAAUGUACAUCGAUUGAAAGUACAUGCAUUUGUUUACAUACAAUUUUAGUCCCAAAAUAUUAAAAUUCUAUCAAAAUCCUGGCUCAUAUUUUCUUUGACUCGUUGAUUUUUUUCAAUGUGUCCAAAGUAAAAAUUGUUGUUUUACCAAAAAAAAAAAAUGUUCAUAUCUAUUCAGUAAAUACAAUUAAGGGGGUGGGGUUAAAUUAAAAAGAAAUUGAUAAGAUGUGAUUUGUUUUGGAAACAAACAGAAAGUCUAGAUUGGCAAUUUUAUUUUUGCAGAUGCUUUGACUUUAAUAAACAUUGUAUGUGUUGUUGUUUUUUUGUGUUAUUGCAAUAUCCUAAUGUCAUUUCCCUUAUAACAUUGUUAUUAUUUUGACUAUAGAUUUCUUUUUCUAAGUAUUCAGUGGAUUUCUUAAGUUGCUUAGAGUUUAAUUUGAUGCUGACUUAAAUUACAAAAAGAGACAUAAAUGAAUAUGUUGGUAUUAAGAUUUAGUACAUGUAUUUAUUAUUAAUGAUAUAUCUUUACUUGGUCAAGUCAACCUCUGUUUUAACUAUUGUUUUCA